Camellia sinensis is the source of this 900-nucleotide messenger RNA. The record is from RefSeq and is a predicted model, not a curated record. NCBI's taxonomy places the organism in Eukaryota, Viridiplantae, Streptophyta, Magnoliopsida, Ericales, Theaceae.
GGAUCUAGAAAAGCUGUUCUCCGGCAUGCCUGCCAUAUUCACAGGGAUGUUAGGAGGUGUUGCAUCACUUCUGGGGAAGAGAUCUAUGUCAUUUUUAGCCAUUGAAGUGUGUGAUCAUGAAACCAAUGGGGUUGAAGAUGACUUAUCAGAUGAUGGGUCACAAGCUGGCGAGAAGAAGAGGAGACUGAACUUGGAACAAGUGAAAACACUUGAGAAGAACUUUGAGUUGGGAAACAUGCUUGAAUCUGAGAGGAAAAUGCAGCUGGCAAGGGCUCCUGGGUUGCAACCAAGACAAAUAGCUAUGUGGUUUCAGAAUAGGAGGGCUAGGUGGAAGACAAAGCAGUUAGAGAAAGACUAUGAUGUUCUUAAGAGACAGUUUGAUGUUAUCAAGGCUGAUAAUGAUGCUCUCCAAUCUCAGAACCAGAAAUUUCAAGCUGAGGUAUUAGCACUUAAAAACAGAGAGCCAACAGAAUCAAUAAACCUAAACAAAGAGACAGAGGGUUCAAGCAGCAACAGAAGUGAAAACAGCUCAGAGAUCAAUCUAGACAUCUCAACAAGGACCCCACCAGCCAUGGACAGCCCUUUAUCAAACCAUCAUCAUGGCCAUCCAAUUAUUCCAACAAGCAGCAGCAGACCCCUCUUUCCACCCUCCAUCAUCACCAGGCCCACUUCUGCUGUCGUGGCCCACCUCUUCUUCUUCAUCAAGACAACCUGACCACAAGAUCAUUGAUCAUCAAAAUGCUGUCAAAGAAGAAAGCUUUUCCAACAUGUUUUGUGCCAUUGAUGAUCAAUCUGGGUUUUGGCCAUGGUUGGAACAACAACACUUCAAUUGAAUUGAAACCCCCCCUUGGCUGUAUUAGAAUCAACAAUGCUAUAUAUUCAGAAAAAAAGAAAGAAGAA